Trichomycterus rosablanca is the source of this 5190-nucleotide messenger RNA. RefSeq names its product pleckstrin homology-like domain, family B, member 2a (gene phldb2a). The record is from RefSeq and is a predicted model, not a curated record. Gene Ontology annotation, biological process: regulation of microtubule cytoskeleton organization. Gene Ontology annotation, cellular component: basal cortex. Lineage: Eukaryota; Metazoa; Chordata; Actinopteri; Siluriformes; Trichomycteridae. The transcript is spliced from 18 exons. The coding region runs from base 191 to 3289 and encodes 1032 amino acids.
GAGUGUUUUAGGGGGGAGAGGAGCCGGACACACCGCGCUGGUCUCUCUGUCUUUGUUAUGAACAGUCGUCUGGACACAGUGACACACAGAGAAAGAUUCACCAUCAGUGCAGGACGGGUUUGGAUGGGUCAGAAAUUUAAGGGUGCUCAGUGUGUCCAGUCAUCCUAACGAGGCUCGUUAAAUAAAGAACAUGCUGCCGCAGAGGAGCGUUGGACCCUCACUGGUUUAUAGCAGGAGAGAUUGUGGAAAGUCAUGCACCAAUGGUGGAGGGACGGUUGGCGGUCCCGGGGUUCGAGGCUCCCGGUCGAAGGCGGAGCUGCAGGAGCUGAUGGAAAGUCUACAGCGCAGGAAGUCGGCGCUGGAGGCUAGCAUACGAGCUAACGCAGAGCGCCACGCCUACCUGGGCCUGUCCCCUCCGCCCAGCCCUCACUCCACCAAAUCGCUGCUGCAGGAGCGUCCGCCGCUCUCGAUCCGGAUCUCGUCCUCGUACAGCCUCAGCACCCCUCCCUCCCCUCGCCAGUCUGACACACACAUCCGGCCCGGCCACCAAUCACAGGACAGCGUUUCGCUCUGCCAGUCCUUCGACGGGCGCCGGCCUGGCACGGCGGGCUCCGGUCUGUCCACAUGGAACGGUUCCACCUACACAUCCGAUGCUUUCUCCGUGUACCGGCGUGGACCCAGCGGCACGGCCAGCAUGCCCUCCAGUCCCAGACUGGUCCGCAAACUCCUGGCGCGAGACGGAGAGGCCGCCGCCGACCCGUCUCCACGCCAGAGGAAGUUCUCCACCGGUUCUCUAAACGGUUUAGGCGAGCACAGCCGCUCCCUCCCCAGACUGUACCGAGGCGACGCGCCGUCCCUCUCCCUCCCGCCACGGCGCUCGGCCCGGCAGAGACGCAGCCUCCCCUCGCUGGAACGCCCCCCGGACGUCACCGUCACCGCGCAGAGUCUCGAUCUGGGCCUGGAGAGGACGCUGUCCUUCGGGAAGGGGGGCGUGGGUGCGGGCAUGAGCGCGGGGAUGGGCCCGCGGAGGGGCAGCAUCAGCUCGCUGAGCAGCAAGGACGAGCUUCAAGAUUACCAUCAGAAGCAGAGAGAUGAGAGGCUGCGGGAACAGGAAGUCGAGAGGCUGGAGCGCCAGCGUCUGGAAACCAUCCUGAGCCUCUGCUCCGAACUGAGCCCGGCGGUGAACGACGACUCGGACGUCUCGGCCAUCUCCGACCUGCAGAAGAUCAACCACGAGCUGGAGAAGCUGCAGGUCUCCGAUGACGAGUCGGUGUUUUUGGAGUCCCUGGGCUCGCCGGCUCCGGACGACGGCUCGCCGGUCAGGGGCGGGGGGAAGAGACGGGCUCAGAGCGGCGGCGGGGCGCGGACCUCGGGGGGUUCGCCCUCGGCACACGUGAAUAAGGCAUCUGAGGAGGCGCAGAUGAGACAGGAAGUGACACGGAUAGAGGAGGAGAGGAUUCAGGUGCUGAACAACGUGGAAGAGUUGGAGCAGAAGAUGAAGGAUCUGGACACACAGCUGGAUGAGUCCAUCAGAGAGAUGGAGGUAGAGAGGGCUCUGUUGGAGGGGGAGCAGGAUGCUGAACUCACCCUCCUGCAGGCGGAAAAAGAGACGCUGGAGAAACUGAACGAGAAAAUGAGCAAAAUGGAGAAAAACACGAGUGCGGCUAAAACUCAGAACACGGCUGCGUUGGAGGCCGAGAGGGUUAAAGUAGAGAAGCUAGCGGAGCUGGUCUCGGAGCAGAAGAUCCAGCUGGACUCGUGUCCUGAGGCGCUGAAGGAACAGCUCCAGAUUCAGCUGGCCAGGGACUCUGAGAAGCUGGAGGCCGAGACGAAGCGGUUCGAGGAUCUGGAGUUCCAGCAGCUGGAGCGAGAGAGCUGUCAGGACGAGGAGAAGGAGAAGCACAAGCAGCAGCUGCUCCGAGACAUAGCCGAGUACCAGCGCAGCAUUGUCACGUGCAAGGAGAAGCUCCUCACCCUGAAGAAACAGUCCACCCAGAUUACCCAGCAGGCUCAGCGGGAGAAGGAAAACUUCCUGAAGGAGAAGAACAACCUGCACCUCAUGCUGCAGCGGGAGCGGGAGAACCUGGCGGCUCUGGAGAGGAAGUACGCGGAGCUGACCGGUGACCGGACCUUCCCCCUCAACCCCGUGUCCAUGAAAGAGCAUUUCCGCUCCAUGGAGGAGAGACGGCGGAACAGCAGCGGUGGUAAGAACGGCGGCGGUCUGCUGAGCGACGGCGCCGCCUCCCGUAAGAGAGAGCGGAGGAGUUCUGGGAGCUUCAGUACCACGCUGGACCGCAGCCUGUCCCCGAAGCCCCACCCGCCGCUGUCUCAGAGCUCCAGCUGUGGCAGCAUGAUCCCCCGUACGCUCACCCUCGCCCCCAGAGACCGGGACGCCCGGCGCCUGCUCAGAGUCGGUCCGCUGUACCUGAACGAGGACAGACAGAAGACGGGCGACAUGAGCGGCCGGACCGUCUCCGAAUCCAACGUCUACCUGGAUCCCUUCCACUACCUGGACAGCAGCGCCAACUUCGAUACCAUGAGUGUGGGGAGUUCUGACAGUCUGGAGACCAGCAUCUCGGCCUGCUCUCCGGACAACAUAUCCAGUGCCAGCGUAUCUAACGUGACUAAGAUGGAGGAGAUGGAACAUCUGCUCAGAGAGGCGCAGGCUGAGAAGAACAGAUUCAUGGAGAGCAGGGAGCGGGAGAUGGAGCAGCGGCGACACGCCCUGGAGGAGGAGCGCAGGAGGCGCGAGGAGCUGGAGAGGCGGCUGCAGGAGGAGACCAACAUUCGGCAGAAACUCAUCGAGAGGGAAAUAAAGAUGCGAGAGAAGCAGAAAACGCAGUCUCGUCCGCUGACCUGCUACCUGCCGGUGAGGAGGGACGACUUUGACCUCCGGUGUCACAUCGAGGGAGUCGGCCAUCACCCCGACACCUGCUUUCACCUGGCCAUCACCGACAAGACCUGCAGAGGCUUCCUGGUCAAGAUGGGCGGCAAAAUCAAGACCUGGAAGAAGCGCUGGUUCGUUUUCGACAGGAACCGCCGGACUCUGGCGUACUACGCAGAUAAACAUGAAACGAAGAUGAAGGGAGUUAUUUAUUUCCAGGCGAUAGAGGAGGUUUAUUAUGAUCACCUUAAAAAUGCACAUAAGAGUCCCAAUCCGUCCCUGACGUUCAGCGUGAAGACGCACGAUCGAGUUUAUUACAUGGUGGCUCCGUCUCCUGAGGCCAUGCGCAUGUGGAUGGACGUGAUCGUGACCGGAGCCGAGGGUUACACACACUUCAUGGUCUGAAGAGUUUAAAUCAGGUUUAUUUGCUUUAGAUUUAAAAAAGACCUGAAUUUAGUGACUUUAUUUUUUUAUAAACACAGUGAAAUUUGGGGAUAUUUUAAUACGUAUAUUUUAAAGGAAUAUCAGAAUGUUUGCGUUACCUAAAUUUCUGGUUUAAGCUUUUGUUUUUAUUUUUUUACUCUCUAAGUGCUGACGCCCGGACAGGCUCCCCCCACCCUACAUGAAUGCAGUUAUUAAGCUAACAUUUAUAACCACUUAUAUAAUACUAUGUACUUUUAUUUUUAUUUACCUCACAUCAUUACCUCGAUAUUCUAUAAGCACAUAUAAGCAUGUUUUAUUUAAAGUGUUUAUUUCUUAAAUACAUACAAGUCUUUAUUUAUCAUGAUUUUAAAGCAUGUGAUUUCUUAUCAUUUUUAUUUAACUGGGUUGUUACAGCUGUGACCUGAUCUAACAGGCUGCACAAAUGCACUCAUAUGGAUGAUGAUGAUGAUAAUAAUAAUAAUAAUAACAGCAAUAAUAAUAAUAGAAUAAAAAAAUCUCCAGCACCUUUACGUAUCAAACGUCGCAGGUUCAGAACCCCUGAUGUGAUCGGUUUUAUUCUAUUUAUGGAUGGAUUUAUUAAAAAUAAAACUAAUAGGUACAUAAUUUAGAUUAAAAUGAGCAGAUCAGCAAGUGCAGACUUUUAUUAGAGCAGAAAUAUUUGAUCUAAACUUUAUUAAAACACCAAACAAGAACCGAAAAUAUUUAAUUCUAAGCUCAGGUUUUAAUAUUAUUAGUUAAUUAUUCUUCCAGUAGGUGGCGCUGUUGCCUCAGCAAGAACAACCUGAAUUCGAUUUCCGAGCCAAGCAGUCCGGGUCCAAUCUGUGUAGAUUUUGCAUGUUCUCCCCGUGUCCUGUGUCUGUGUGGGUUUCCUCCGGGGCUCCGGUUUCCUCCCACAGUCCAAAUUCAGGUUAGUCAGUCAGGUUAACUGGAUCCCAGUUGCACUGUGAUGGAUUGGUGACCUGUCUGGGGUGUUUCCUAAAUCAGACUCACUGCGACCCUGACCACAAUGAAUGAAUCAGCCUGGACUACAUGACUUCUGUUUGGAGGUUUUAGUGAGAUUUUAUUUUCAUACUUUUAUUUUCAUGUUUGUGCUGGACACACAGAUGGACGGUGGUUCUACUGACCAGUACCAGUAUUAUCCUUAUCUACAGACCAGUUAAACCAUUUACAGUGAAGCUGGCUCGUACCUACCACAGCUCACAUCGCUCCCACUAGGGGGCUCUUUCUUUUGUCUCUUCCUCAUCUUCAUCCCCAUCACCUUCUCUUCACAACUCUCACUUCUCCUCUGCACAUGCUCAGAUCAUCUUAAUCUCUCCAGAUCGUCCAACCUGCUCCACCCCUCUAACAACCUCCUUUCUGUUUCUGUCCGUCCUCGUCCUCUUCACCCCUGAUCAGAAUCUCAGCAUCUUCAUCUCAAGUCACCCUCCUCUUAUAGACGAACAUAUAUUCUAAACACGAGCGCAGAAUUAAUUAUAUAAACGUUUUUUGUGUAUUUUGUCAUAUUUUUAUAAGAUUUUCUGUUUUGUAUCCUUGUGACUGAUUUUAUACAGUAAACGUUAUAAAACAAUGAAGUUUUAACCAUUUAAAUAUAUAUUCUGUAAUUAAAAUAAUAACACAUAUGUUAAAUCUUACUGUGCCAUAAAUGAAUGGACACAACUUGAAGUAAUCUGUAAACUGGUUAUAUCAAGUAAAGAGUUUAUUUUAUUUGUAUUUUUAAGCUUUAUAUGUGUGUUACCGCGCUGAAGUAAAGAACCAAAGAACGACAGUAAACUUUCUGUUUCUAAUAUUUUCUGUGUGUGUGUGUGUGUGUGUGUGUGUGUGUGUGUGUCGUGUUCAUCUGCUAAUAUGCAGAAUUAAAAGAG